Arachis duranensis is the source of this 1617-nucleotide messenger RNA. RefSeq lists its product as uncharacterized. Bases 1 to 1617 code for a protein of 538 amino acids. Lineage: Eukaryota; Viridiplantae; Streptophyta; Magnoliopsida; Fabales; Fabaceae. The record is from RefSeq and is a predicted model, not a curated record. The transcript is spliced from 2 exons.
AUGCCCGUUGCUGUAGCAAGUUCGUUUACAUAUCAGAAAAUGCAUAUUAAAUCUGACCAGCACGUGUCGAUGAUGUUUUCAUAUCAUCGUAGCAUCGGAAGCAUCUAUUCGAUGGAACUCUGCGUGAAGCUCCAAUAUGUGGGGGGCAGCUCAUCUAGCUCGAAUAACGUGGAGGAAAUGCGAAAUUCCGGUGCUGGUGAAGGCAUUCCAUUUUUGGACACAGGUAGGGGUCGUAGUCCGUCCUUUAAUGCCUUCGUGGCUCCCGCCCAGAAUACAGAAAUACCUGACCAACGUCCCUUCCCCAAUGUCCAUGUUGCGUAUCCGGAAGGAAUGGCCGACGGGUUGGCUAACUCAUCUGAGGAAGACGAGAUUGAGAAUGAUAGUAGAGAGGAAGCAGAGCUUGUUCCGGAAACCCAACCGGUUCAGGACGAAAGGGUCAUCCCAAGUGUUGUUGAACCCGUCAAUGUUGCAAGGGUCGGAGCUCUUUCCAGCGGCACCCCCGACCAUUACCUGCACCUCAGUCUUGGUCCAAUGAACUCGACAAAUGUAGAGGACAUACACAGUAACUAUGGUUUGACCGGUGAAAUGGAGCUAGAGGUUGGCAUGAAAUUCGUGAACAAGGAUGCAGCAAUGCUUGCUGUUAAGAACUACAACAUCCGUCGAAGUGGAGAAUUCAAAGUGGUGGAGUCAGAUCAUAGUAGGUAUGUUUGUCGAUGCAAACUUUUUGGUGACCAAUGUUCCUGGAUGGUGAGGGUUGCAAAGACGAGGGCGUCCAGAUUUUGGGAAGUUCGAAAAUACCAAGGGCCUCACACUUGUUUGGCGUCUGCGACUUCGCAAGAUCAUGCUCAACUGGAUUCAAAUGUCAUAUGCCAGCACAUAUUCCCUAUGGUUCAAGCAGACGCAACCAUUUGCAUAAAAGUGUUGCAGGGAUCUGUGGAGUCGGCAUACGGAUACAAGGUGUCUUACAAAAAGGUUUGGCUAGCGAAGCAAAAGGCAAUAGCCAGAAUCUAUGGAGACUGGGAUGAAUCUUAUAACCAGCUACAGAGAUACUUCAACGCGUUGCAAACUUUUGUUCCAGGGACAAUUGUCGACCUACAAACCCGACCAUACUACGUGGGCAACACACUCGAUCGUGAAAGCGUCAUGUUUCAUCAAGUAUUCUGGUCAUUCCCAUCGUGUGUCGAGGCAUUCAAGCACUGCAAACCUCUAGUUUCGGUUGAUGGAACACACCUGUAUGGUAAGUACACGGGUACCUUGUUGAUGGGAAUAGCACAGGACGGAAACAACAACAUUCUUUCCAUUGCUUUCGCGCUAGUGGAACGGGAGAACACAGAUGCAUGGUGCUUCUUUCUGACCAACUUAAGGAGACAUGUGGCUACGCAGCCAGCUGUUCUACUGAUCUCUGACAGGCAUGCUGCUAUAAAGGCUGCGCUUGAGCGAGAGGGUUGUGGCUGGGAACACAAUGUUUACUGCAUCCGACACAUUGCGUCCAAUUUCACAACAAACUUCAAGAGUAAAGAAGCCAAAAGACAUCUUGUUAGUGCGGCAUACUCCAAGACCCAAGCGCAAGCACAAUACUACCUAGAGUUAAUCAGACGGUCGAAGUGCAAGUCCUAA